AUGCUCGAAAACGACGCGUGUCGCGAAGCCGGCAUCUACCCGGCCCAGGUGUACCACACCCAGGGGUCCGUUUGGGGAGGAACGACGACAUACUCGGUCGAUGACAGCACCACUACCUGGGAAUGCGCGCUGGGGGGUGGCCUGGGCGCGAAAGAGGGUAUCCGCGCCACGUGCUCCAAGACGAUCGAGCGAGGCGGUAGCAUACAGACGGAAUCGACUUCAUAUGGCAACUGCUACUGCAUCGCCCACUUGCUCCCGAUGGUCGUAACAGCCAACGCAGACCUGCUGCAUGACGAGCCGUUUACUCCGUACACCGGAAAGGACGGUGUGGUCACGGUUAUCGAUGCUUCUUGGAUCGAGUCCAACGACACCUACUUCCAGUACGGAAACAAGCGCGUCUGCCGAAAAUGCAGGGAUAAAGGGCAUUCGGGGGCUCUCUAG
Molecule: messenger RNA, 441 nt
Organism: Scedosporium apiospermum
Lineage: Eukaryota; Fungi; Ascomycota; Sordariomycetes; Microascales; Microascaceae
Exons: 3
Coding region: 1-441 (146 amino acids)
Source: RefSeq, a predicted model, not a curated record